Messenger RNA from Diaporthe amygdali, 915 nucleotides. RefSeq lists its product as uncharacterized. The coding region runs from base 1 to 915 and encodes 304 amino acids. Gene Ontology annotation, biological process: tRNA splicing, via endonucleolytic cleavage and ligation. Gene Ontology annotation, molecular function: tRNA 2'-phosphotransferase activity. The record is from RefSeq and is a predicted model, not a curated record. The transcript is spliced from 2 exons. NCBI's taxonomy places the organism in Eukaryota, Fungi, Ascomycota, Sordariomycetes, Diaporthales, Diaporthaceae.
AUGGAGGCGGACGAGCUAGCUGCCAAGUUCGAAGACAAGCCCGCUGCGCGGGCCGGCGGCAAGGGGGGUCGGAAAGGGGCUGGCGGUGGCAGGCCCGGUGAUGGGGGCAAGCAGAGGGAGAAGCAGGUCUCGAUGGCGCUGUCGAGGCUGCUGCGGCACCAGGCCCUCAACGCGGGGAUCAAGCUGGACAAGGAGGGGUAUGCGCCUUUGGAUCGGGUGCUCCAAUGGGGCGCCCUCCGCACCCUCAACGUGACCGUGCAAGAGGUCAUCCAGGUGUGCGCCGACAACGAGAAGCAGCGCUUCUCCAUGAAGCCGGCAGACGCGGACACGUCCAGCCCAGCCGGCGCCGCCGCGGACACCGACCCGGCGCACUGGGUCAUCCGCGCCAACCAGGGCCACAGCAUCAAGCUGGAGUCGGAGGCGCUGCUGAAGCCCAUCACGCUCGAGGCGGGCAACGUGCCGCCCGCCGUCGUGCACGGCACCUACUUUGCCUUCUGGCCGCGCAUCAUCGAGUCGGGCGGCCUGCGGCGCAUGGGCCGCAACCACGUGCACUGCUCCACGGGCCUGCCCGACGACGAGCAGGGCGUCAUCUCCGGCAUGCGCAGGGACGCCGAGGUCCUGGUAUACGUCGAUGUGGCGCGCAGCCUUGCGGAUGGGGCCAUGACGUGGUGGAUCAGCGACAAUGGCGUCGUGCUCACCGAGGGUGUUGGGGAGGAGGGGGUGGUGCCGGCGAAAUACUUCAAGGAGGUCUCUGGGCGAAAGGAGGACGUUGGUACGUUAUGGAAGGACGGUGAAUGGGUCGCGGAUCUGCCUGAGGACUUGAAGAGCCGGCCGCCUCCUGCUAAGGGUGGUAGGGGCAGAGGAGGCGGACGGGGUGGGAAGGGUGGUGGAAGAGGUCGAGGGAAGGGCGCGUGA